Xiphophorus hellerii (green swordtail) is the source of this 5117-nucleotide messenger RNA. It is a transcript of the gene phf8, whose product is annotated as PHD finger protein 8. The transcript is spliced from 22 exons. Lineage: Eukaryota; Metazoa; Chordata; Actinopteri; Cyprinodontiformes; Poeciliidae. The record is from RefSeq and is a predicted model, not a curated record. The coding region runs from base 479 to 3550 and encodes 1023 amino acids.
CGCGGACAACGACGAACAACGGUUUGACGUUAUCCGCUUUGAAAUGGCGUUGAGGCAGUUAAAGGCGCUUUAAUUUUUUUUAUUAUUUUUAACCUUUUGGGCACUUCAGCUUCUAAAUUCUUUGUCUAGUGCUAACGUCCGUACCUUACCUAUAUUUUUGCGCUUUGCACAGUUGUUAAACAAAAAUGUAUCGCAGAAAAGUGUGAAUAAUUGACGUCGCAUAAUAAGGCCGCAGCCAGCUCCGGAGUUGCGUAGAGAUUACGGCCGCUUUCCAGUGCGUGGCCCUGCCGCAGACCUGCUAGUUGCUUUUUAGGUCAUUCCCGGCUAAACAUGACUGUCGGUAACAGAGGUCUGGAAAUGAAGUGACACAGCUAGAGUUCUUUCCCGUCGCAACCAUCAUUUUAUCAACUAGCUUCUACCGUUUGCAUAAUAUAUAUAUAUUUUUUAUUAAAAAGCAUUUUGCAAACACAGACUUGAUAUGGCGUCAGUGCCAGUGUAUUGCUUAUGUCGCCUGCCCUAUGAUGUGACGCGCUUCAUGAUUGAAUGCGACAUCUGUCAAGACUGGUUUCAUGGAAGCUGUGUUGGUGUGGAAGAGGACAAGGCAGCUGAGAUUGACCAAUAUCACUGCCCUAAUUGUCAGGUCACCCAUGGACCUUCUGUCAUGCGCAAACGGCGUGGUGGCAAUAAGCAAACAGAUGGAAAUACAGGCGUAGCAAGAGAUCCCAGUAAGCCUGUAAAGACGGGGAGCCCACAGUUUGUCAGGGAGCUUCGUAGCAGAACGUUCCCAAAUGCUGAUGAAAUCUUGCUGAAACCAUCUGGGGCUCAGCUGACGGUCGACUUUCUGGAAGAGCAUUCUUUCAGCGUCCCAGUCAUGGUGUUGAGGCGAGAUGGCCUAGGCAUGACCCUUCCUCCGUCCUCGUUCAGUGUCUCGGACGUGGAGCACUACAUUGGUGCAGAUAAAGAGAUCGAUGUUAUUGAUGUGUCUCGUCAAUGCGACCUGAAGAUGCGACUGGGAGACUUUGUUGAAUACUACAACAGCACCAAUAGGGACAAAGUACUCAAUGUGAUCAGCCUGGAGUUCUCUGAAACUAGGCUCUCAAAUUUGGUGGAGACUCCCAAGAUUGUGAGAAAACUUUCAUGGGUGGAGAACCUCUGGCCUGAAGAGUCUGUUUUUGAACGGCCAAAUGUGCAGAAGUACUGCCUGAUGGGAGUAAAGGACAGCUACACAGACUUUCACAUUGACUUUGGUGGCACUUCAGUAUGGUACCAUGUCCUGAGGGGCGAGAAAAUCUUCUACCUAAUUUCUCCCACCCCAGCCAACCUUGCACUUUUUGAGCGCUGGAGUUCCUCAUCCAACCAGAAUGAGAUGUUCUUUGGGGAUCAGGUUGACAUGUGUUACAAGUGUUCUGUCAAGCAAGGAAACACACUGUUCAUACCUACAGGAUGGAUUCAUGCUGUGCUGACUCCUGUGGACUGCUUGGCCUUUGGUGGAAACUUUUUGCACAGUCUCAACAUUGACAUGCAGCUUCGGGCAUACGAAAUAGAGAAGAGACUGAGCACAGCCGACUUGUUCAAAUUCCCCAACUUUGAGACUGUGUGUUGGUAUGUUGGGAAGCACCUUCUUGACAUCUUUAGAGGAUUGCGAGAAAAUCGCAGACACCCUGCCAGCUAUCUUGUUCAUGGAGCUAAGGCCCUGAACAAUGCUUUCCGCACCUGGACUCGCAAAGAGGCCUUAGCUGAGCAUGAAAUGGAGAUACCAGAAACCAUCAACACUCAGACAUUGAUAAAAGACCUUGCAAAGGAGAUCCGUCUGGUUGAGGAUAUAUUUCAGCAGAACAUUGGUCGCACAGGACCUCAGUUUCCUGGUGCUCCACUCUCCAAAACCCCGCUGAGUGCCGCCCAGAACUCCGGACGCCCCCCUGGAAAAAAGAAAGGGCCCAAGCCUAAGGAGGUUCUGGGAGUGUUUGGGCCCACAGGAACCAAAAAGAAAAGUCAGAAAGGGCUCCUUAAGGCAGAAGCAGGAGAACUCGAGCUCAUUGAGAUCCAUGCCAAACAUACCCUAAAGAAAUUUCAACCUGGCAAAUCCAAGCACAAGAACAAGCUGGAGCUGCCAUUGGAGGAGUUUGAAGGGAAGGUGAAUAAAAACAAACUUAAACUUGUCUUGACAAAUGGCAAAAUCCAAGGUAAGAAAGAUGGCAGCAGUAAUGGUGCAGGAAGUGCUGCGAGCUACAAACACCUAGCCACAGAGGGCUCCAGUCUUUCUGACCUGGAGUCUGAGGAUGAGUUGCAGAUUGAUGAGACUCCUCCUCCUCGACGCAAGCCUGCUGGACCAAACAAGAAAAAGAAACUAAGUGGUUUACCAAGGAAACUGCCCAGAGCCAAACCUUGUUCUGACCCUAAUCGCAUCAGGGAGCCAGGAGAGGUAGACUUUGACAUCGAGGAGGACUACACAACCGAUGAAGAGACGCUGGCAGCUCACGGGGUGAAAGGUGGUGCAGGGGGCAUCCUUGACUUGUUGAAGGCCAGCAAGCAGGUGGCAGGAUUAGACUCUGCAGCUCUCAGCGAGGAAGCACCAGCCUCGCCCAGCACCCGGGACGCCAUCCAGGGCAUGCUCUCCAUGGCCAACCCUCCUUCCUCGUCCUCCUCUUCGUCCUCUUCCUCUCCCUUAUCAAUCUCUGGAGGCUUGACGGAGGGAUUAGCAGCCGUCAAGGAAAAGGGCGGGAGAACUGUGUGGGUGACAGGGGGGAUCAAGAAGACUGCAAAUCCUGAGAAAAAAGCAGUGAUUCAGCGGCCUGGUAAAAGGACAAUCAAAAGGCCGGCCCGUCACAUCAGUGACGAAGACAGUCCAGAUGAGCAAGAAACCCUGGGAACUUGUUUUAAGGAUUCAGAUUAUGUUUACCCUUCUUUGGAGUCUGACGAGGAAGAUCAUAUUAACAAGACGAAGAUGAAAAGGAAAAAAAACUGGGAUGACACACCCUGGAGCCCUAAAGCAAGGGUGAUGCCCACACUUCCUAAACAAGAUCGACCAGCCAGGGAAGGGGCUAGAGUCGCUUCUGUAGAAACUGGGCUUGCAGCAGCUGCUGCCAAGUUGGCACAACAAGAGCAGCAGAAACCUGCUAAAAGGAAGUACACUAAAAAGCAGCGUCCUCCUGCUCCCGUUGCCAGUCCUCCCCCAGCGCAGGCUGAGCCCGCCCCCGCCUCCCCAACACCUGCUCCAGAGUCAGCAGCAGAUGCCAGCCCAGACAGGAGGAUGGAUUAUUUCUCUGCCAGUCUGUUAGACCAUGAAUACACAGCAGGGCCAGGACCUUUUGGCCCUGGGGGCCCAAGGGGCAGUGGGGCCAUGGCCCCCGGUGUGUUCCUCUCUUCGCGACGACCUUCCAUGUCACCUCAGAACAGCAGCUCCCAUGCUGGUUUAUCUCCUGCAGGGUUAGCCAGCCAAGGAAUAACAGGGAUCGGUCAAGGUAAACGACCAAAGAAAGGUCUUGCAACUGCAAAACAGAGACUUGGAAAAAUCCUAAAGAUUCACCGCAACGGAAAACUUCUCUUGUGAGAGAUGCUUGUUGUUUGUGGCUGAUGACAUUAAGAAAGAAGAUGAGACCUCUGAAGUUGAUCUGAAGAAACUCGAGAUAGUUAUCUAUAUUUUGUACUCUUAACUGUUUCCACUUGUUAUCAACUGUCGUCAUAUCUUGCCCUUCACCAAUUUUCUGCCUGACUCCACUUACCUAUAUCUGCGUCAAGGUAUUUCCAGAGGCACGUCUGAUUUGAAGUGAAAUCACUGUAAUUUGCUGGAAGCACUCUUUAUGUGGUAGAUUAUUUUUACAGCCACAUAUUUGAUACGGACAAUAGGAAUUUUUUUCUAAUAAUUUGAAGGCAAGUUUACACGGAUUUUUCAUAAAUUUUCCAAAAGGAAGUUGUUUUCUUGUUGGUUAUAUUUACAAGUUGUAUUUAGGCAAGAUUUAUAAAAGGGAAAGUUCAUUCAAGCGAGGACAUUUAAACAGUUUGUGGUUUUAGAGUUGUAUUUAGCUGUUCUAUCUCAGUUUUAUUUAUAAGCAAUUCCAUUUUUUUUCACUCUGUAAAACAUACAAAACCCUCUAUUGAAACAGUCCCACAAUGAUACAUAUUAUAAUUUUGAAGCUCUUAACAUCAUCUCAAAAGUUCUCGCCAACCCCCAUUCUAUGACAACUAUCAUUUAAUUUUAUUUAUUCUUUUAUUUAUUAACCAAGGCAGAAUUUCUUAACUUCUUAGCCUGUUUUUAUGUAGCAUGUUUUUGUCACUUUUUUUUUUUAUUCAGUAUGAUUAUGUUAAACAUCCUUAAAAUGUGUAGAAAAAAACUUUUCACUGCUCUUUUAACUUUUUUUAUUUUAGAUUUAAAUUUGACAAUGUAAAUAUUUGUAUGAUUUGUAAUUUAUAUAGCUAAAUUAAAAAAAACAACAAAAAAAGAGAGUAGCUUCCUGCAUGUUGCCGUAGUUUGCGCACCAAGUUUUGGCAGCUUUCUUUGGUCAGAUGUAGAGAUGUUUUCACAGAAUGUACUUGUCAUAAGAUGUUGGAGGUGUAGAUUUAAGAGUAAAAAUAUUGUGAAGGUGCAGGAUAUGAAUUAUAUGUAAAUAUAUGUUGUAAUUUAAGUUCUUUUGUAGUUCGAAAACUUUCAAAUUUUUCGUAACAACUUGUACAUGAUACAUUGUUGGGGAAACAUGAUAGUUCUUUUUUAUAUUUGUAUGCAUUAACUGUCAUUAUGUUCAUGUUGUCUUGUUAGUGUAAUAUUAGAUCUGUGCUUAAAAAGAUGCUCUUGAUAAAUUUCAUCCAUUUAGUUUUAUAUUGGUUAUAUUUCCUUUGUGAGUGCUGUGUCUUUUAUUUUUCAUUGUUUUAAUAUGACCUGGACAAGAUCAAAGUUCAUUUUCACAAUUUAUUUCAGGCACAUCUUUACUCAAAAAAAAGGAAAAGACAAAAGUUUGAUUUUUUUUUUUUUUUUUUGGUACAUCAACAGUUUUUUGUUCACUAUUCUUACACCUACUGGAAAUUUCUGUUUUCCUGACAUUUGAAAAAAAAAAAGGGAUUUAGGUAUUUUUCUGCUAUACACAAUGAAUAUUUUGUUGUAAUAAACACAUCUACUCAUAAAA